GCAUCACGUUGUUGAAUUACCCCAUCGCUCACUGGCUGUGACCUCGUUCCAGCGAUGGGGACCGGGAUACUGGUCUGCCUCACCGUGGCCUCCCUGCUCGGUCCGACCACGGCGGGCCUCGCCGGCCGCGAGUUCGUCGCCGCCUUCCUGGAGAACCUGCGCUCCAGCUAUGGUCCGGCUCGUCUGGAGCUGCUCAUCACCGCCUGGGAGCCGUCCACCUCGGUCACCGUGUCGCUGGGCGGCUUCAGCUGGCAGCUGGAGCUGGCGGCAGGCCAGGUGGCGACAGUGACGGUGCCGGCAUCCAGCGAGCUGGGGCGGCCGGGGAUCAGCGACCAGACGGUGCUGGUGCUCUCCAACCAUCCGGUCUCCGUCUCCACGUUCAGCCUGAAGCGCUACAUGGUGGACGCCUCCGCCUUGUACCCGGUGCGGUUGCUGGGCACCGACUACCUGGUCUUCACCCCUCCUGCUGGUCCGUCCAAGGAUUUCGCCGUCAGUAACACUGGGCAAGACAACCGGGUGGUCCUAACCCUCACCCAGCCCGUUACCUUCGAGGGACGGAGGUACGGGAAGGGGGUCGCCAUCCGGCUGACCCUCCGCCCUUAUCAGACCGUCCAGUUCCAACACCGGGGCAACCUGACCGGCUCCCGGGUGCAGUCCGAGCAUCCAGUUGCGGUGACCGCCGGUCACUCCUGCAGCAAGGCGUUCUGGAGCCGCUGCAACCACGUGUACGAGCAGCUGCCGCCGGUCAGCAGCUGGGGAGAUGCUUUCGUGGUGCCUCCCAGCACCGUGCAUUCCCGCCAGGACACGGUCUACGUCCUGACCUCCCAGGACACCGAGCUGAGUCUGAGUGGCAGCGACCGCAGGAUCAAAGUAUCCGGAGUCCAGCUGCUCACUUUCAGCGUGUCCCGGGACCAGCCCCUGUCUCUGACCAGUACCAGGGGCGUCCUGGUUCUGUACUACUCCCCCGGCGACCGGCACCGAGGCACCAAUUACAACCCUUAUUUGAUGACCGUGAAGCCCAACCGGGACUUCGCCUCCAUCUACGUCGUCCGAGGGCUGGCCGGCUUCGACAACCACCUCAGUGUGGUGGCCCGGACCUCCGAGCUGUCCUUUCUGAGGCUAGACGGCCGCCCGUUGCUGGCCGGUACCAAGUGGCGCCCGGUGCCAGACUCCGGCUACUCCUGGGCCGACCUGCAGACCGGGAAUGGGCAGGAAACGCACGUCGUGAGCGGACAGAACGGCGCCCGCCUCGGGGUCUACCAGUACGGAGUGGCCAGACGGGACGGGUACGGGUAUCAGGGGAGCACGGCCGGAGGAGGAGACAACGACCUCGUGGACCCGUGCUCCAAGGUUCGAUGUAGAUCGAAGGAGCGAUGUUCGGUGCAGGACGGGGAGCCAGUGUGUGUGCCGGAGUCCAGUGCUCUCUGCUGGGCAUGGGGUGACCCCCACUACCACACCUUCGACGGGGUGAACUUCGACUUCCAGGGCACCUGCACCUACACCAUUGCCAAGACCUGCGGCAAGAACACCUCGCUGUCCUCCUUCAGCGUCCGGGCCAAGAACGACAACCGUGGCAACACCCAAGUGGCGUACGUCAAGUUGGUCACCAUUGAUGUCUACGGCACCGAGAUCACCCUGAGGAAGUUUGAGUACAGCCUCGUCUGGGUCAACGGGAUCAAGACCCACCUGCCCCUCAGCCUCCAGGGAGGCCGGGUCACCCUGUUCCAGAGCGGGGCGUCCGCGGUCUUGGAGACGGACUUCCAUCUGAGGGUGUCCUACGACUGGGACCACCACCUGGUGGUGACCGCCAGCAGCAGCCACUUCGGGACCCUGUGUGGCCUCUGCGGGAACUACAACGGGAAGGCAGACGACGACUUCCGGACCCCGGGUGGCGAGGUGGUGUCCGACGUCCUGGAGUUCGGGAGGAGCUGGAAGGUGCCCGACGGGGACGCCUUCUGCUGGAACGACUGCAAUGGGGCAUGCCCCACCUGCGGAGCCCAGGAGCAGGGGAAGUACAGGGGUCCCGGCUGGUGCGGGCUGCUGGCUCUCACCGCCGGCCCCUUCCGGGGAUGCCUGGCCGGGGUCGACCCCGCGCCCUAUGUCGACAGCUGCGUCUACGACGUCUGCCUCUCUGACGGGGACCGCGCGCUCCUCUGCCGGGCGCUGAAGGUCUACGCCGACGCUUGCCAGGGGGAAGGGAUCGAGGUCGGAGACUGGAGGAAGCCCUCCGGAUGCCCCCUGACCUGCCCAGACAACAGCCACUACGAGGCGUGCGGCAGUGCCUGCCCACCGAGCUGCGCCCAGCCCUCCGGGGACCCCACCUGCGGACUGCCCUGCGUGGAGACCUGCGCCUGCAACGCGGGCUACGUGCAGAGCGCGGGCAGGUGCGUGGAGAGGUCCCGCUGCGGCUGCCUCCACGAGGGGCGUUACUAUGAGGCGGGGGAGACCUUCCUGGAGGGCGAGGACUGCCAGCAAAGGUGCCGCUGCGACCCGCUCACAAAGAAGAUCGCCUGUGCCCAGCACCGGUGCGGGGUCAGGGAGAGGUGCCAGGUCUGGCAGGGCGCCAGAGCCUGUCACCCGGCGGGCUACGGGACCUGCUCGGCAUCCGGGGACCCCCACUACAUCACCUUCGACGGGGUCCGCUUCGACUUCCAGGGGACCUGCGUCUACACCUUGGCCGCGCUGUGCGCCAACGGCACGGGGCUGCCGCCCUUCACGGUACAGGUGCAGAACGAGAACCGGGGAAGCAACCAGAAGGUGUCCUACACCAGGAUGGUGAGGGUCACCGUCUACGGGCAGACCCUCGUCGUGUCCCGGGAGCAGGCUGGCAGAGUGCUGGUCGACGACGUCCUCGUGAACCUGCCCUACCACAACGCUGCGGGGACGCUGCACGUGCGCGGGACGGUGCAAGGCGCGUCCCUGGAGACGGACUUCGGCCUGCGCGUGACCUACAACUGGCACAGCCGGGCGACCGUGCGCCUGCCCACCACCUACGCGGGCUCGGUCUGCGGCCUGUGCGGUGAUUUCAACGGCGACCCGAAGGACGACCUGCCGGCUGGGGGUCCGCGCGAGCUGGGGGAGCGCUGGCGGGUGGCCGUCACGCCGGGCUGCGUGGGGGACUGCGGGGCAGACUGCGGAGCCUGCGACGCCAAGUCCAGGCAGCGCUUCGGGGGCCCGCAUUUCUGCGGGCUGCUGCUGGAGGAACGCGGACCUUUCCGCGACUGCAGGAAGCGGCUGGACCCCCGCGGUUACUUUGAGGACUGCGUUUUCGACACCUGUCAGUACAAGGGACACCAGACUGCGCUUUGCCAGGCCGUGGAGAGCUACGUAGCUGCAUGCCAGGAGGCAGGGCUCACCGUACACCCCUGGCGCAACGCAACCUUCUGUCCCCCCAGCUGCCCCCCCCACAGCCACUACGAGACGUGCGGCCCCCCCUGCCCGCCGACUUGCGGCGCGGAGCCCGGCGAGUGCGACCGGCCCUGCGCCGAGGGCUGCCAGUGCGACGGGGGCCGGGUGUGGUCGGGCUCGGGCCCCGGCGCCAGCUGCGUGGCGCCCUCGGCCUGCGGCUGCUCGGUGCCCGGCUCCGGCCUGUACCUGAGGCCCGGGCAGCAGGCCUGGCUGGGCGCCGACCGCUGCCGCAGCUGCCUGUGCCGGGCGGGCGGGGCGCUGGACUGCAGCCUGCUCCCGGGCCCGGUCCCGGGCCUGGAUCGGGGUCUGGUCACAGGCCUCGUCCAAGAGCUGGUCCACAGCCUAGUCCCGGGCCUGGUCCCGGUCCCGGUCCCGGUCCCGGCGGGAGGAGCCGCCUGCCAGCCCCCGGCCCCCGGCCACUGCCAAGCAGCCGGACACCCCCACUACCUCACGCUGGACGGACGGGCCUUCGACUUCCAGGGGAGCUGCGCCUACCUGCUGGCCGGGGCUGCGGGCGAUUCCUCCCACCCAGUCGCCCCUUUCUCCGUCACCGUGGUCCACCGGCCGUCCGGCAGCAGGGGGCGGGGGGCAGUUGGCGCCGUCGCCGUGGAGCUGAUGGUGGGCGGCCGGAGACUGCUGCUGGAGCGGGGUGGCCGCAGCAGUGUCAAGGUGGACGGAGUGCUGGCCCACACCCCACUGAUCUUGGACGGGGGGGCGGUGCGGGUGUACCCCCACGGUCACCGGGCGGUGAUGGAGACGGACUUCGGGCUGGCUGUCAGCUACGACCUGGCGUCCCGGGUUACGGUCACCGUUCCCGGCGAGUACCGGGGUCUCACCCGGGGGCUGUGCGGCGACUUCAACGGGGAGCCAGCCAACGACUUCCGGACGCCGGAGGGGAAGCCUGCGCCGAACGCCGACUCCUUCGGCCGCAGCUGGGUGGUCAAGCGGCUGGCACCCACCGGCUGCCAACACGGCUGUGGGCGGCAGUGCCCGGAGUGCCCUCAGGAACGGCUGUCUGUCCUGAAGGGGGGAGACUACUGCGGGAUCCUGACCUCGGACGAGGGUCCGCUGAGCGCCUGCCACGCCGUGCUCCCGCCAGCUCGCUUCUUCACCGACUGCCUCUACGACACCUGCCUGUCCGAGGGGGACCUCGCCGCCGUCUGCGAGAGCGUCCAGGCCUACGCCACCGCCUGUCAGGCGCUCAACGUCACCCUCAAGCCCUGGAGGACAAAAUCCUUCUGCCCCAUGAAGUGCCCGGUCCACAGUCACUACGAGUCGUGUGCCGACACCUGUCGCUCUACGUGCGCCGGCCUCACCGAGCAGUCGCCGUGCCCGGCCUUCUGCUCCGAAGGGUGUGAGUGCGACCCGGGUUUCCUCUCCGACGGAGACCGCUGCGUCCCCGUCGACCGGUGUGGCUGCCUCGGGAACGGGCGGUACUACCAGCUGGGGGAGACGGUGGUCCAGGAGGGCUGCACCCAGCGCUGCUCCUGCAGCCAGACCGGACUGGUCUGCGAAGCGAUCUCGUGUGCGGCGGACGAGCACUGCGUGGUCAAGGACGGACUACUGGACUGCUACAACAAGGAUCCGUGCAAAGCCGCCCGGUGCCGUGAGAAGGAAGUCUGCAGGGUGCAGGAGGGUGUGGCGAAGUGCGUGCCUCAGUACACCAAGAAGUGCUGGGCCUGGGGCGAUCCCCACUACCACACCCUGGACGGCCUGAACUACGAUUUCCAGGGGACCUGCACCUACGUGGUGGCAGAGUCGUGCGGGACGGACACCACCCUCCCUUCCUUCAAGGUGACGGCCAAGAACGACGUCAGGGGCAACACUGCCGUCUCCUACGUCAAGCUGGUGCACGUGGACGUUUAUGGCUACAGGAUCUCCAUCCGCAAGAUGGAGAUGGGACUCGUCAGGAUAAACGACAUGAAGACCCGCCUCCCCGUGACGCUGGAAGAGGGGAAGCUGCGCCUUUUCCAGCGAGGAUCCUUCGCCGUGUUGGAGACCGACUUCGGCCUGGAGGUGUCCUACGAGUGGAAUUGGUACCUCACCGUCACCCUCACGAGCAGCCACUUCCGCAGCGUGUGCGGCCUCUGCGGCAACUUCAACGGAGUGAAGGAAGACGACGUGACUUUCCCCAACGGCACCAGGGCUCCAUCGACGGUGGAGUGGGCCAGGAGUUGGAAGGUGCCAGACCACGACCCGUUCUGUUGGGACUACUGCCGGGGUUACUGCCCCACCUGUUCUGACGCCGACCGGGCGCUCUACGGCGGGCCGCAGUUCUGCGGGAUGCUGGAGGAGGUCUUCAAGGGGUGCCACCCCAAGGUGGAUCACAGGCCGUUCGUCGACAGCUGCAUCUACGACGUCUGCCUCAACCAGGGGUCCAGGAAGCUGUUGUGUCAAGCGCUGGAGGCGUAUGCGUCCGAGUGUCAGAAGGGAGGAGUCACGGUGAAGGGCUGGAGGGCAAAAACUUCCUGUCCCCUGGAAUGCCCCCCCCACAGCCACUACAGCGAGUGCGCCCGCGCCUGCCCGCCCAGCUGCGUGGACCCGGAGGGGACGGCCCCCUGCCCGGGACCGUGCGCCGAGGCCUGCGUCUGCGACCGGGGCCACGUCCUGCAGGAGGGGGAGUGCCGCCCGGCGCAGACCGCCUGCGGCUGCAUGUACGCCGGCCUCCAGUACCGUCCCGGCGAGGUGUUCUGGCCCGAGGAAGGGUGCCGCCUGCGCUGCGAGUGCCAGGGACGGCUGCGGAUGGCGGUGUGCCGGGAGGGAGCCUGCGGACCCGGGGAGACGUGCGGCCUGUCCGGCGGGGCGCGGGGCUGCGUGCCGGCCACGUAUGCCACCUGCGCGGCCCGCGGGGACCCACACUACACCACCUUCGACGGGGCGCGCUUUGACUUCAUGGGCACCUGCGUGUACCAGCUGUCGGGGCUGUGCGAGGGGGGGGCCAGAGGAGACGCCCGCACCAUCCGACGCCUGGGGCUCGACCCCUUCGAGGUCCUAGUAGAGAACCACCGGCGAGGCAGCCUCACUGUCUCCUACACCCAGGCGGUCACCCUGGUGCUCAACGGCACCUCGCUCGCCAUGAGCGUGGAGUUCCCCUGGCGCGUCCUGGUGGACGGCGUACAGCGUGCGAUCCCCAUGCGCAUGGACGACGGGCGGGCCGCCGUGCUGAGGAAGGGCCGGGCCGGGGAGAUCUGGACGGACUUCGGCCUGACGCUGACCUUCGACUGGAUCAGCCAGGUGACCCUCACCCUGCCCAGCACCUACGCCGGCUCCGUCUGCGGCCUGUGCGGCGACUACGACGGCAACGCGAGGGACGACCUGCGCCUGCCCAGCGGACAGGUGGCCCAGAGCGUGGAGGCCUUCGGCGAGGCCUGGAAGGUGUCGGACGUCCCGGGCUGCGUCUCGGGCUGCGGCGGGGCCUGUCCACUGUGCAGCGCAGACGACCAGCGCGUGUACGGCGCCCCGGCCCACUGCGGCAGGUUGACGGCCCGGGACGGGCCCUUCCGAGACUGUCACAGCAAGGUGGACCCCCAGCCCUUCUUUCAGGACUGCCUGUACGACAUCUGCCUGUACCGGGGCCGCCGGUCGGUGCUCUGUGAGGCCCUGGGGCAGUACAUGGCCGCCUGUCAGUCGGCAGGGGCCACGGUGCACCCCUGGAGGAGCAGCGACUUCUGUGAGCUCCCGUGCCCGCGGAACUCCCACUACACCCUGUGCGGACCGCCCUGCCCCGACUCCUGCUCCGGACUGGAGGGCAGUGCCGAGUGCUCGGGACCCUGCCUGGAGAGCUGCCAGUGCGACGGCGGGCACAUCCUGAGCGGGGGCCAGUGUGUGCCCCUCUCCCAGUGCGGCUGCCUCCACCAGGGUUCCUACCUGUCCCGGGGAGAGGUCUUCUACCAGGGGUCCGGGUGCCAAGAGAGGUGCAAGUGCCAGGGAGACGGCCAGGUGACGUGCCGGGGUCACUCCUGCCGGGACGGGGAGCACUGCCGGCUGCAGAACGGGGUCCGGGGCUGCUUCCUGGAGGAGGUGGCCAAGUGCUUGGUCUCGGGAGACUCCCACUACACUGACUACACCGGGCGGCGGUUCGACUUCCAGGGUGCCUGCGCCUACGUCCUCAGCAGGGCCACUGGGACCCCCGGGGGUCCGGCCCCCUUCCAGGUGGUGGUAGAGAACCGGCCCUGGGGCAACGGGAAGGUGUCCGUCACCCGCCAGGUCUCGGCCAACGUGUCCGGGCACCAGUUCGUGCUGGAGUCGGGCGUCAGGGGGAAGGUGAAGGUGGACGGGGAGUGGUACAAUGUGCCCUUCGAGCUGGUCGGCGGGGAGGAGGAGGAGGUGUGGGGGUCGCUGGAGGGCACCAGGACGGUGCUGCAGACGUCCUUUGGGCUGGAGGUGUCGUACGACGGGGUGUACCAGGCCGAGGUGAGGGUGCCCAGCACCUACCGGGGACGGCUGGGAGGCCUGUGCGGAGACUACGCCCGGCAGAGGCACGAGGACUUCGUCCUGCCCGGGGGCGGGGUCACCCGCAACGUGUCAGAGUUCGGGACGGCCUGGCGGGUUCCGGGAGGGGCCCCCGGCUGCGACAGCGACUGCGGCCCCUCCUGCUCCCCCUGCCCGGCUGGACUGUCUGAGCGGCUGGCCGGGUCAGCCCACUGCGGCCGGAUCAAGGAUCCCGCCGGGCCGUUCGCCGCCUGCCUGACCCGGGUGGACCCCGGACCGUUCCUGCAGGACUGCGUCUUCGACCUGUGCGCCGCCCGGGGGGAGCGAGGGACCCUGUGCGAGGCGAUCCGCGCCUACGCCCUGGCCUGUCAGCGGGAGGGCGUCCCGAUCGGGAGCUGGAGGAGCAAAGACUUCUGUCCUCUGCCCUGCCCCGCCAACAGCCACUACCAGCUGUGCGUCGACAGCUGUGGGACCAGUUGUGCCUCGACCGUCACCCCCACCGCCUGCGACCACCGCUGCUCGGAGGGCUGUCAGUGUGACCAAGGGUUCGCCAUGAGCGGCAAUGAGUGCGUCCACGUCGAGUCCUGCGGCUGUAUCCACCAGGGCAGAUAUUUAAAGGCAAACGAGAGCAUCUACACGACGGACUGUGCCAAGGUCUGCACGUGCCACAGUACGGGGACCGUGAUGUGCCAGAAGGCGGGCUGCCGGGCGCCCCAAGUCUGCCUGCUGCGUCAGGGACGGAGGGGCUGCGCCAGGAAGGAAGGGGUCUGCUCCGUCGAGGAGGGCCGUACCCUGACUGGGUUUGAGGGCAGGGUGGGGCCGGUGGAGGCGGCAGGCACCUACGUGCUGGCGACGGUGUCCGACACCUCGUCCGCUGACUGGUUCCGAGUGCUGGCGGACUUCAGGGCCUGCGGCGGGAAAAAGGGUCUGGGGGCAGCCGCCGUCUACGCUUACUUCCAGGGCGCCUUCAUCGUGGUGACGGAGAGCAAGAGCAUCUGGGUCAACGGGCGUCCCCUGAAGGAAGACCAGCUGCCGCUGAGCGUCACCCCCCAGCUCAGCGUCCGCUCGGAGACAGGUGGGGUGGUCCUGGAUCUGGCCGCCAAGGUCCGGCUACACUUCAGGGGAUUCGGAGACCUCGCCCUGACCGUGGACAACAGCCUCAGGGACCAGCUGCAGGGAGCCUGCGGGACCUUCGAGGAGAGCGGAGUCGUCCGGCUGCUGCUGCCCGACGGCGAGGUGGCGGGCAGCGUCCGGCAGUUCCUGCGGGGCUGGUGGGCCGCCGAGUUCUCCGGCUGUGAAACCUCGGCGAAACCUUCUCUCCUCCGCUGACGGGUCGUCCCACCUUGGAGCCCAGACGUCCUCACUUGACACUGAUGAAUGUACCCCCCACUCAUGCCAAGUCCCCCACCCCCCUCGCUCCCUGUGAAGCGACGGACGGGACGAGGGGGCGGACUUGCUCUGCACUUUGAACCAAAUCCAAGACAAUAAAAUUUUCUCUGAGUUCAACAGCA
Molecule: messenger RNA, 9350 nt
Organism: Pristis pectinata (smalltooth sawfish)
Lineage: Eukaryota; Metazoa; Chordata; Chondrichthyes; Rhinopristiformes; Pristidae
Product: IgGFc-binding protein
Exons: 20
Coding region: 55-9168 (3037 amino acids)
Molecular function (GO): protein binding
Source: RefSeq, a predicted model, not a curated record